UCCAGUUAUAAGUUUUUAAAUGUUCGCUGGGUUAUUUAAUUAAUUUAUCAACAAAGCAAUUAUUUGUAUAGAAGUGCUAUCAAUAACGCAAUAAUAUCAAUAGCAACAGAGCUAAUUACAUCCUGUUAGUUGUCCUCGCCUACUCGGAUUAUUAUCAAGCAAGUUAUCGGUGGAGCGGUCUCUUAUCCAAGUGAAGCUGUUAUAACCUCAUCAUCAUGGCAUACAUUGUGGAUCUCCGGUCGGACACCGUGACAAAGCCCACUAAGGCCAUGAAGCACGCCAUGGCAAACUCGGCCCUAGGUGAUGACGUCUUCGGGGAAGAUCCUACAGUGAAUGCUUUGGAGAGCAAGAUCGCAAAUAUGCUGGGCAAGCAGGCCGCGCUGUUCGUUCCCUCUGGGACUAUGUCCAACCUCAUAGCCAUUAUGGUGCACUGCAAUAAGAGAGGAUCUGAGGCUGUAGUGGGAGAUCUAACACACAUCUUCAAGUAUGAACAAGGUGGCGCAUCUCACCUGGGCGGUGUGAUGCUGUCGACGCUGCCAAACCAGCCAGACGGCACUUUUUCGCUAUCAGCGCUGGAAGCGCGCGUGCGCGGUUCAGACAUCCACGAGCCGCUUACAGCGCUUGUCUGCAUUGAGAACACGCACAACGUGUGCGGCGGAAAGGCACUACCCCUGAAAUGGGUAGACGAGCUGGCCGUGGUAUGCAAGAAGCACUCGCUCCCCAUCCACAUGGACGGAGCUCGACUUUUCAACGCCUGCGAGUACUUGAAGGAGUCUCCACCUCGGGUGGCGCGCGACUGCGACAGUAUCUCCAUUUGCUUUAGCAAGGGGCUGUCGGCGCCUGUAGGAUCUGCGCUGGUCGGCUCUUAUCACUUCAUUGAGCAGGCGCGACGCGUGCGCAAGAUGCUAGGUGGCGGCAUGCGGCAGGCAGGAGUUCUGGCGGCGCCUGCGCUUGUGGCGUUGGAUGAAAUCGUGCCCAAGCUAGCGCUCGACCAUAAGCGCGCGCAGAUACUGGCUAAAACGAUCCAAGGCAUGUUCCUGAAGUCGUUCUCCGUGGACCCAGAUAGCCAGCACUCCAACAUCGUACUCGUGCGCAUACCACCUGAAAGUCCUCUCACGUCAGACGCGGUUCUACAGAGGUUGGAGCAGGUCUGCCUGGCUGAGACGCAGGGCGACUGCAAAACACCGGACGACGAGGGCGUGAUCGUAAAAGGCAUCUCAUUCAACAGCAAGACCAUCCGCCUCACGCUGCACCACGACAUCGGCGACGAGGCGCUGUGGCUCGCCAUCAUGAAGAUCAACUACGUGUUCAGGGAGAUGGACGCCAGCAAGUAACAUAACCUGAUCUAAAGCGGGGUUUAGAAUAAAGCCUGGUCCGUGAGCACGUAGAAUUUUGUCCAAUGACCCCAAGCUACCCAUCCUUAUCGCUCGCGCGUAAUUAUGUUGCUGUCGCGCUCGCACACUCACUGCGGGUGCCAGUUGCACAGUCGCGACAGCAACAUAAUUACGCGCGAGCGAUAAGGAUGGGUAGCUUGGGGUCAUUGGACAAAAUUCUAUGUGCUUACGGACCAGGCUUUAGCGAUAUAACUUGCAGAAGUUGACUUCUUUAAGCUGUUUACCACUGUGUAAAUAGCUGUGGCAAGCAAACUUCUGCAAGAUUUACACAGUGGUGGUGACAGCUUGCGGAAGUCAACUGCAAAUUUUAUUGCUAAUCUAAUGCCCGUUUUCACCAU
Molecule: messenger RNA, 1732 nt
Organism: Ostrinia nubilalis (European corn borer)
Lineage: Eukaryota; Metazoa; Arthropoda; Insecta; Lepidoptera; Crambidae
Exons: 8
Coding region: 216-1334 (372 amino acids)
Biological process (GO): glycine biosynthetic process; L-threonine catabolic process
Cellular component (GO): cytosol
Molecular function (GO): L-allo-threonine aldolase activity
Source: RefSeq, a predicted model, not a curated record